AUGCGUAAUAGGGACAGGAUGUACAUAAAAAUGAAAAAAUCACCGGACAAUGAUACGGUCUGCAUUACUUAUAAACGGUAUAGAAAAUUUUGCAGCCGUAUUUUAAAAAACCUUAAAAGGCAGUACGAGGAAGCUGAGUUGAAAAAAGCUGGAUCUGAUCCAAAGAGGAUGUGGAAUGUAAUCAGAAAUGUAACCCACACACAAAAGAGAUAUGUAUCCGCUAGUCCACUACUUUUGAUAAAAGAUUCUGGUGAAGAAUCUAUUGAGGAAGUUAAUAAUUUUUUUGUGAAAACCGGGAAACACAUAGCUGAGGAGGUGGCGAAAAUGAUUGACGGUGGUACAAAUACGAUUAAUAAGACACCUCUGAAUGCUACUUGUGGGUCAUUGGUUUUGUUGGAAACUGACGAGUCAGAAGUGGACCGAUUGAUUCAAACACUGCGUGGUGAUUGUGCGAUAGGCGUAGACGGUAUUCCAUCUAAUGUAAUUAAACAGUACAGGAGAUUCUUUGUGCGGCCAUUGACGUUUAUACUUAAUUUGUGUAUAAAAACAGGUGUAUUUCCCGACCUAUUUAAAAAAGCUCUGAUUCAUCCUAUACAUAAGGCGGGGGAUGCAGAUCAGGUAAAUAAUUAUAGGCCAAUCUCAGUUUUGCCUUGCUUGUCUAAAGUUCUGGAAAAAAUUAUGAACAAUCGCCUAAAGAAAUACUUGGAAGAUAAUAACAUACUUUCGAAUAACCAAUAUGCCUUUAGAAACAACAGGUCUACAAAUGACGCAGUGUUUGAACUAACAAACCAUAUUGUGCAGGCUUUGGAUAAAGGUAGGAAAAGUGUUGCAAUCUUUUUGGAUUUAGCCAAGGCCUUCGACACAGUCUCCAUCCCCAAACUGAUUGAUAAAUUGGAGCGUGUUGGUGUAAGAGAUCGACAAUUAAAACUUUUUGAAAGUUAUUUGACUAAUAGGACACAGUGUGUAAAGAUUAAUGAGUACAUCAGCAAGGAGCUUCCUAUAGAAUUCGGUGUGCCACAGGGAAGUAUACUUGGGCCCACGCUUUUCCUAGUUUACGUGAAUGAAAUGUGCAAACUGAAAAUUACCGAUGGCAAAUUAUUAGCUUUUGCAGAUGACACCGUACUUAUUUUUACAGGUGAGACGUGGGACCAAGUCUUCGGGAUGGCACAAUUAGGAUUCAAUAUAGUAACUGAGUGGUUGGCAAGUAACACAUUAUCUCUCAAUGUUGACAAGACUAGAGUCAUGCAAUUUAGCAUCAAAGGAUCGAAAAUAGCAGGAGUUGAUCGAUUUAUUACUGCUCAUAAACACAUACAUGGCAGCAACUUUGCAUGUACUUGUCCCAACUUACAUACCGUCACUAGCAUAAAGUACUUGGGUGUAAUCAUAGAUGAUAAACUGUGUUUCGCACCACAUAUUGACCUACUUACGGGAAAAAUUCGGAAGCUUAUAUAUAUAUUUAAACACUUGAGACAUGUCGCAAGGCCAACAGUUCUAAAAAGCAUAUACUUCGCUUUGUGUCAAUCCCUGUUAGGGUACUGUAUUCUAUCUUGGGGUGGGGCUUGUAAGUCAAAUUUAAUAAAGCUUGAGCGGGCACAGAGAGCUGUACUAAAAGUAAGUACUUUUAAACCGUAUCGCUUUCCCACAAAAGAUCUGUAUGAAUACUGCGAAGUUCUGACAGUACGGCAGUUGUUCAUUCUGCAAAUCAUAUUGAAGCAGCAUUCAAUGCGCAAAACAGACGCGACAUCAUCAUCGGUUUUGCGACGCAAUUUGCGUACGGUAAAGCUUCCGCCAGCUGAUAGCCAUAGGACCUCAUUCAGCGAACGCUUUUACUACUUCCUAGGGCGUUUUAUAUAUACCAAAAUCAAUAAAGUCAUUGAUAUAGAUUCAGGCAGUGAGUAUCAGUGUAAGAAGAAAGUAACAAACUGGCUCCAAAAGCUCUCUUAUAACGACACUGAAAACCUUAUACAUCCAGUAACAUAA
Molecule: messenger RNA, 1980 nt
Organism: Arctia plantaginis
Lineage: Eukaryota; Metazoa; Arthropoda; Insecta; Lepidoptera; Erebidae
Source: the annotation of a GenBank genome assembly